UCCACUGUUAAAGCGCAUGAAGAAGUAAUUUCUUGCGCAUGUUCAGUAGCGCAAAGCCUGCCGGGACACUGCUGUCAUGGCUCCGAAACAACAAUAACAAGACUAGCACAUGAAAUAGCUACUAUUUACUGUACUGUAAAUUAAUUACAACUACAUCGUCAUCUGGACAAAGACAUAAGAGGGCGAAGUCAUGGCUGGAGGAAACAAAGCAGUUGACUUGCAAAUCCAGAUGCGUCAGAAUGCAGAAGACCUGCAAAGCUUCAUGAAGGACCUGGAGACGUGGGAGACGGAAAUGAAGACCAAAGAUGAGCAGCUGAGCACAUGGGCGCUGGGGGGUGACCAGUCCAAACUCCCCCCUGUGCGUAAUAAGGACUACAAAGCAAAAAUGAGGGUGAAGAAGAAGAUGAAGAUGGCAAAUGGGGACUCCAAGGCAGAAGAGACGACUACCAAUGUGGUAUCAAGGAUAAAAUCGCACGAUUAUAAGUCAUGGGACAAGUUUGAUGUGGACAAGGCUCUAGCAGAGGUGGACAAGGAGGAAAGUCCCACAGAGGCAACUGAAUCAGACGCAGAAGAAGCUGCAGUUGAUCAGGAGAGAGCUUUAGCAGAAAAGGAAAAGGGUAACACGCUUUUCAAAGAGGGGAAAUACGACGACGCCAUUGAAUGUUACACCAGAGGGAUGAGUGCCGAUCCUUACAAUCCAGUUCUUCCUACAAACCGAGCCACCAGCUUCUUCAGACUCAAAAAGUAUGCUGUGGCCGAGUCGGACUGCAACUUGGCCAUCGUUUUGGACAGCAACUACUUUAAAGCAUACGCACGGAGAGGAGCAGCCCGCUUUGCACUGAAGAACUAUGACGGAGCAUUAGAAGAUUAUGAGAUGGUCCUCAAGAUAGAUCCUGGUAACUUGGAAGCCCAAAACGAAGUGAAGAAAAUCAAAAAGAGUCUUGAAUGUCAAGAGCCAGUUGCAGAAAAUCUUCAAGAAGAUCCCACGUUGGACCAGGAGCAGCAACAACUGAUGGAGGAGCAGCAGAGACGACAGGAAGCAGUUGUCCAAAAAGACAGAGGUAAUGCUUAUUUCAAAGAGGGCAAGUAUGACGCGGCUGUCGAGUGCUACAGCAGAGGCAUGGAGGUGGACAGCAUGAACGUGCUGCUGCCCGCCAACAGAGCCAUGGCCUUCCUCAAGCUGGAGAAGUUUAAGGAGGCUGAAGAAGACUGCACCAAAGCUAUCUCUUUAGACGGCACAUACUCCAAGGCCUUGGCUCGCCGAGCCACGGCACGAGUGGCGUUAGGGAAGCUGGAGGAGGCCAAGAAAGAUUUUCAGGAGGUGUUGAAGUUGGAACCAGGAAACAAGCAGGCCCUGAAUGAGCUUCAGAAACUCCAAAUUGAUAGUGUUCCCAGCGGCAUCCUUCAAACAGCCGGCCACAGGAGAACAGUGCAACCCAUCGACAAAGCGGCCCAUCUGCGCUCCACUAAACCCUUGAGGAGGAUGGACAUAGAGGAGGUCAGUGGGAAGGUGGAGGUACCUGAACUGCAGUCAAGCGGGCAGCAGGAGGUGGCGAGGGACCCCGUAGGCGGCUCCUCAUUGUCCAGUGCAAAGAUGAUCAAAAUCCAGGAGAUAUCAGACACCCCCAACUCAGUUCCUUCAAGCACACAAAUCAAAGAGGAAACCGAUCAUCCUCCCGAGUUGUUCCAGAAACCGCCUGUCCUGCCUCCCCCACCCAGCCGAAGUUUCCAGUUAGAAGCCGACCUCCGCACAAUUGGAAACCACCCGGAAGUGGUUUACAGAUACUUAAAGCAAAUCAAGCCAGAGGCGUACGCACACAUUUUCCAGAGCUCCCUUGAGCCAAACAUCCUCAGUCAGAUCCUACAAACGCUGCGUGAUUUCUACAUCCAGAAUGAAGCUGCAGCUGUCACAAUGGACAUUCUUAAGAAUCUAUCAAGCGUGAGGCGCUUUGACACGGCUAUCAUGUUCAUGUCUUCUUCAGAGAAGAAAGUGCUCAAAGAAGUAUUCGACUUCCUGCAUCAAGCAGACCUGGAUGGAUCUGCCAUUACAGCCCUGCAGAAGAAGUACAGCAUGUGACUUGUGUAUUAUUCCGCUUUGGGUGCGUUCAAGGAUGCCAAGGCAAAGCCAUUGUCACCCGAGGGAGAUAUUGGACACCCCCGGUUGCUGCAUUGAAUCAAUCAUUAAAUAAAAAUGUAUUUUA
This is a messenger RNA of Doryrhamphus excisus (bluestripe pipefish), 2201 nucleotides long. RefSeq names its product RNA polymerase II associated protein 3 (gene rpap3). The record is from RefSeq and is a predicted model, not a curated record. Gene Ontology annotation, cellular component: protein folding chaperone complex. Gene Ontology annotation, molecular function: protein binding. Lineage: Eukaryota; Metazoa; Chordata; Actinopteri; Syngnathiformes; Syngnathidae.